AUGGACCCGAACAUGAUGGCCUCGCAGAUGAUGGGACCUGCGCCCUUCUUCUACUAUAACCCGGACCCGAGUCCGGAAAAUCGACAGCACGGCCACUUCAGCCAGCAGCCAGCUCUCCAGCAGAUGCAAAUGUACCCCGUUGUGCCCACACUGCCCUCGACUCCAGUCUACUCGCGACCGAGCUCCUCAUGCUCGCAGCCCCAGGUGGCAGCCAAGAUGUUCAACGUGGUCCCUUCGAACCUGACCCCGAUGGCCUCGCCCCAGAUGGCCUCUCGAAAGCCAACCAUCAUGCUACAGAAUGGUGCCGCAAAGCUCAUGCUCGAGACGGACAUGUACGACAGCGACAACGCAUACUACCCGGCCACACCAGCUCUGUCCACUUCCGGCAGCAAUGUUGGAAGCCCCGGCAGCAGUGACAUUCUGGCGACUCCUCUGAACCCCAUGUUCUCUGGCCUGGACGGGUACGAGAGCGUCAAACCCGACGUGGACGUGAUCCCCGAGGGAAUUGAGGGUCUGGACUGGUCAAACUGCGGAUCGCCUCCGUUGACACCUGUCUACCUCUCCCAACCCGGACCAAGCUCAGUCACAUCCGAGUGCAUCAACCCUCGCGACAUCCUCAGCGUCAACGGUGCCGGCGCCACCGAGUUCACCGCCCCCGCCGUCAUUGAAGAGUUCAAGGGUGACGCGCUGAGGCCAACCGCGCUGGCCUCGUUCGAGUUCCACCCCGAGCUUCAUCACGGCCUGCCGUCCUUUGACGAGUUUUCCGAUCUGGAAUCCGAGGAGGAUUUCCUGAACGGCAUUGUUGACCUCCGAGAGAAGCCUGCAGGUGACCUGAAGCGAUCCCGCUCAGCCACCUGCUCAACCACUCUGUCUUCCUUCCUCGGCGAGGGUGAGAUUGACUACGAGGACACCACCUCGGUUGCUGUGACUGGCCUGGCCACCCCCGAAAGUGCUCCGUCGGAUCACCGCCCAGCCAAGAAGGUCAAGUCAACGAAGGAAUCAGACAUGCCCACCAUGAACGUCGCGGCCGAUUCCAACGACGCCGGUAACAGCGCUCAGCAACCCACCCCCCAGGAACAGCCCUCCGAGACAAACAACACCGAGGCCUCGUCAAGCGCACGAGACGCAUCUGCUCCUCCCCCCUUGCCCGCGCCCGCUAACCGCCGCGGCCGGAAGCAGUCCUUGACAGAGGACCCCACCAAGCAGUUCAACUGCGACCUGUGCAACCGCCGCUUCCGCCGCCAGGAACACCUCAAGAGACACCACCGAUCUCUCCACACUCAGGACAAGCCUUUCGAGUGCAAUGAGUGCGGCAAGAAGUUCUCAAGAAGCGACAACCUCGCUCAGCACGCCAGAACACAUGGCAGUGGGGCUAUUGUCAUGAACCUCAUCGAUGAUGGGGAGAGUGGCCUUGACCUCAUGCCGCAGAGCGACGCCGACUUCCAAAACUUCGGCAAGGUCCUCUUUCAAGUCGCUAGCGAGGUCCCGGGCAGCAGCGGCAGCGAGCUUUCUUCAGAUGAGUCCAGUGAUGGUCUUGGCAAGAAGCGCAAGAGAUCCGCAUAG
This is a messenger RNA of Neoarthrinium moseri, 1563 nucleotides long. RefSeq lists its product as uncharacterized. The record is from RefSeq and is a predicted model, not a curated record. Bases 1 to 1563 code for a protein of 520 amino acids. The transcript has 3 exons. NCBI's taxonomy places the organism in Eukaryota, Fungi, Ascomycota, Sordariomycetes, Amphisphaeriales, Apiosporaceae.